AUGAAUACUUUUGGCUUGAUACAAAUUGGCCUCAUACUGUUGUGCACUACCACCAUCUCCAGUCUUCAGUGUAAUCACCUUCCUUUACAGCAAAGAAAAGUGAUUGAGAACAGCCUGCAGCUUUUGGACAAAAUGGGCGAAAAGUUUCCUCAACAAUGUCUAAGAGAGAAAAUCUCAUUCAGAUUUCCUGAGCAGGUUUUAAAGCCCAGACAGAAAGAGACUGUCAAAGUGGCCAUUGAAGAGAUCUUCCAACACAUCUUCUAUAUCUUUAGCAAAAAUCUGACUUUAGCUGCAUGGAAUGGGACAGCUUUAGAACAACUCCAAAAUGUACUUUAUCAGCAAAUUGAGCAAUUGGAGGCAUGUGUAAUCAAGAAGCAGAUCCACUACUUUCGGAGUAAAGAAGUCAACAGGCUGAAACUGAAAAAGUACUUCCAAAAAAUAGACUGUUUUCUUAAAGAUAAACAACACAACCUGUGCUCCUGGGAGGUAAGCCGUGCAGAAAUGAGAAGAUGUCUUCAAUUUAUUGAUAAAGUCAUAAGGAAGCUUAACAACUAA
Molecule: messenger RNA, 555 nt
Organism: Balearica regulorum gibbericeps (East African grey crowned-crane)
Lineage: Eukaryota; Metazoa; Chordata; Aves; Gruiformes; Gruidae
Product: interferon beta
Biological process (GO): defense response
Cellular component (GO): extracellular region
Molecular function (GO): cytokine receptor binding
Source: RefSeq, a predicted model, not a curated record